Molecule: messenger RNA, 1167 nt
Organism: Morus notabilis
Lineage: Eukaryota; Viridiplantae; Streptophyta; Magnoliopsida; Rosales; Moraceae
Product: cysteine-rich receptor-like protein kinase 10
Exons: 5
Coding region: 1-1167 (388 amino acids)
Biological process (GO): protein phosphorylation
Molecular function (GO): ATP binding; protein kinase activity
Source: RefSeq, a predicted model, not a curated record
AUGGCCAGCUCUAGCUUGCUAUAUUUGGCGUUUGCAUUUAUCAAUCACAUUUCUCUUUUGGCAGCAUGCCAGGAUUAUUUCUGUACAAGUCCAGCCAAUUACACUUCCAAUUCAAUCCAUGAAGCAAAUCUUAAUACCACGCUAUCUUCCUUACACGCCAAGUCUCUCCUCCCCAAUGGAUUUCACAAUGCUAGCACUGGAAUGGGUCGUGACAGAGUUUACGGUCUCUUCCAAUGCAGAGGAGACAUCUCCCCUGACUUUGCCAGAGAUGUGUCAAAGCCAGCUCGGAAGCAAUUGAAAGACUCUGUAUACUCCAAAAGUAUAAGUCCAUUGCUUGUUCAACCCGCUUUAAGAAGUUUGGUGGAAGGGCUUGUUCUACGGGCUUUGUCCUCUGGUAAGUUAUUUGCUACUGGAAAAUUUGAUAACCUCUCGUUCCUCGGCACAGUAUAUGGACUAGUCCAGUGCACCUUGGACAUAACAUCAAAGGAGUGCAGACAAUGCCAAUCUAUACCAAUUGAGGACACAACAGCGUGCUGCUAUGGACGGCAAGGUGGAAGAAUUCUCAAGCCAAGUUGCAGCAUAAGGUAUGGAAGAGUACCUUUCAACAAGUCCAGGCCUGCUCCACUGGCCGCGCCUUCGAGUUUUGGGAUUGGUGAAAAUCUCUCAACAGGGAAGGAAGAGAUCUCAAAGGGGAUAUUGGCUAUUUUUCUUACUUUCGUCUCUGUGCUUCUUGUAUCGGCUUUAUUAGGAUGCCUAUUUGGAGUACAGAGAUCUAGGAAGAAAAGCUAUCAUGCAACAGUGAAGGAAAAAGGAGGUGUUUUUGUAGCUGCAACUCAAUUUGCAAAAGCGCCAUCUUCUUUGAAGUUUGAUCUUGACACAAUUAAAACUGCCACAAAUCAUUUUUCUUGCGAUAACAUGAUUGGUGAGGGUGGAUUUGGCAGAGUUUACAAGGGUAAACUUAAGAAUGGGCAAGUAAUAGCUGUUAAGAGGCUAGCUAUUGGCUCUAGACAAGGUGCAGAAGAAUUUUUAAAUGAAGUCACAUUGUUAGCCAAGCUUCAAGACUGCAAUCUUGUGAGGCUUUUUGGAUUUUGUCUGGAACGAGAGGAGAAAAUUCUUAUCUACGAAUUUGUGCCCAACAAAAGCCUUGACUACUUUCUAUUUGGUUAA